AUAAAUACCAGGUAUCAUCCACGCAUAUCGCAUCAUACAGCGCGCAAGCAGUUAUCUUUGACUAGCGAAGAGAAUGGGAGAGGUAGUAGAACUACGUUCUACUCCGGCAACGCCGAAGGCCGACACACCACCAAUAUCGGCCCCUCCAUCGCAGCUCCACUCUCCAUCACUAACGCGGUCGCCGCUGCUAACGCCGACGAUGGCAAAAUCGCCAAGGACUCCGAAGACACCGAGCCGGUUCUCGAUGACACCGAUCGCAAGCCCGAUGAGGAAAGCGGUGGUGAAUAUGAGGGCGUAUUUGGAGGAGGUUGGGCAUAUGACGAAGCUGGACCCGCAUGAUGCUUGGCUGCCCAUCACAGAGUCGAGGAACGGGAACGCUUACUAUGCGGCGUUUCAUACUCUAAGCUCUGGGAUUGGGUUCCAGGCGCUCGUGUUGCCCGUCGCCUUCACUGUUCUUGGAUGGACGUGGGGGACAGUAAUCCUGUCCUUGGCGUUCAUCUGGCAGCUCUACACCCUUUGGCUACUGGUCAUCCUACACGAAUCAGUGCCCGGUAACCGUUACAGUCGUUACCUUCAGCUCGCCAAUGCAGUAUUCGGUAAGCAAAACCCAUAUACUCCCUAUAUUCCAUAUGUACUUCAGAUUUCUCACACUGCAGCUCCCUACCCAUUCUCAGGCACAAAGUUCGGGAGAAGUCUCGCGUUGUUCCCCAUACUGUACCUAUCAGCAGGCACCUGCUCCGCCCUCAUAAUCGUCGGUGGCAGCAGCAUGAAGCAAUUCUUUGAGAUUGUUUGUGGCCCCACCUGCACUUCAGAGCCUCUAACUGCCGUUGAGUGGUACAUCGUCUUUACUUGCCUUGCAAUCAUCCUCUCACAGCUCCCAAAUCUCAACUCCAUCGCUGGCAUCUCCCUCGUCGGUGCACUCACCGCCGUCGCCUACUGCACCAUGAUAUGGGUCGUGUCAGUGAUUAAAGGUCGGCAACCGGGAGUCUCUUAUAAUAGGGCCAAGACAACAUCUGAGGUUGAUAGUGUGCUUGGUGUCAUAAAUGCCAUUGGAAUUAUUGCUUUUGCCUUCAGAGGGCAUAACCUUGUGCUUGAGAUUCAGGCAACUAUGCCGUCUACUCUUAAGCAUCCAUCUCGUGUACCUAUGUGGAGGGGAGUGAAGGCUGCAUACGUAAUCGUUGCAUUGUGCCUGUUCCCUAUUGCAAUUGGAGGUUUCUGGGCUUAUGGGAACCUGAUACCUCAGAAUGGGAUCCUUACCGCGAUGUUCAUGUUCCAUAGUCGAGACACCUCUAGUGCAGUGUUGGGCCUGACAACUCUCCUCGUCGUAAUAAACUGUCUUGCUGCUUUUCAAAUAUACGCGAUGCCAGUCUUUGACAAUAUGGAGUCUGGAUACACCAGCAAGAAAAACAAACCGUGCCCAAGAUGGUUGAGAGCAGGGUUUCGGGCAUUCUUUGGAGCGGUUGCUUUCCUAUUAGCAUUUGCAUUUCCUUUCUUGGGGGAUUUGGCUGGACUCAUCGGAGGUAUAGCACUGCCUGUGACUUUGGCUUAUCCCUGUUUCAUGUGGAUUAUAGUGAAGAAACCAGAGAAAUACAGUUUCAUGUGGUACCUCAAUUGGGGAUUAGGAAGUUUAGGCAUGGGUUUGAGUGUUGUAUUGGUUGUCGGAGGAUUGUGGAGGAUAGUAGAGACGGGUGUCAAACUUCGCUUCUUCAAGCCUCAGUGAUAGGAAUAAAGAGAUUAAGAUCGUAAAAGGUGCCAGAAAGUUCUAAUAUUCCAUUUGCUGAUCUAACGGAUAAGUGUGAGAAGCUUUAGUUGUCUGAACUCUGUGGUAUCAUAUGAUGUACAUACAGUACAUGUAGAGUUGCGUUAAAUAUUUUUAUGCCCACCCGCUUGGAUAAAUAUAAAACUACUGAAAUUUUGUCUUA
Asparagus officinalis (garden asparagus) is the source of this 1922-nucleotide messenger RNA. Its product is annotated as lysine histidine transporter-like 8. The transcript has 3 exons. The record is from RefSeq and is a predicted model, not a curated record. Bases 74 to 1720 code for a protein of 548 amino acids. Gene Ontology annotation, cellular component: plasma membrane. Lineage: Eukaryota; Viridiplantae; Streptophyta; Magnoliopsida; Asparagales; Asparagaceae.